Molecule: messenger RNA, 420 nt
Organism: Nematocida minor
Lineage: Eukaryota; Fungi; Microsporidia
Exons: 1
Coding region: 1-420 (139 amino acids)
Source: RefSeq, a predicted model, not a curated record
AUGCUUGAAAACGACGAAAGAAAGGCCCUUCUUACAUUCCUUCGCUCCAUUCCUGUCCCUCCCUGCAAGCCCUCCGCUCUGCAGGUGUCUCACGUCCCCACCAUUCCUCACACCGCCCCCCUUCGCACUGCUGAGCUAGCCACUGACCCGCUGCAGAAUAUACUGCCCGCAGAAGAGAAAGUGCUGUCACACGAGGUAAAACACAAGGUGUCGCUGUUUAAGAUACCGUCGGUAGUAAGAAUAAGCGCGGCUGCCAUUCAAAUAGAGAACAAGUCGUUUCCGUACAGAGUCACAACCAUACGGCUCACAGAUAUAAUAGACAUCGCACACAAAGAAGACAAAACCACAAUAAAAUAUCAAAGCAAAGAGAAAACAAAAAGAGAAAUAAUCUAUUCGAAGAUGCUGUCAAGAUACAUUUAA